AUGGCAACACGCGGACCCGACCCGCCAGGGCGCCUGAUCUCGCAUUUCGCCAACAGGGACAGCAAGCAACAAUCAUCGGGGUGGUCUGAACUCUGGGAUACCGACCAGUCCGACCUGUGGGACCGUGGCAAGCCGUCCCCGGCACUAAUCGAAUUCGUUGAAUCAAAGCCCCCGGCUCUCUCCGAUAUAAGUCACAAAUACCGUCCUAAAGCACUCGUGCCCGGCUGCGGCAAGGGCUACGACGUUGUAGCUUUGGCCCUGCAUGGUUUUGACGCCUAUGGACUUGAAGUCUCCGAGAAGGGGGCUUCAACGGCGCGGCAAUAUGCAAAGUCUGAGUUGGCUGAGCCAUCCGAGUACAACUACCACAGCCUAGACACAUGGCCAGCAUGUGAUGCCGGAGACGUCACCAUCAUUGCAGGUGACUUCUUCAAGAAGGGCUGGGAGCCUCAUGGACACAAAGGCUUCGAUCUUAUAUAUGACUAUACGUUCCUCUGUGCGCUACAUCCCUCCUUGCGACAAGCAUGGGCUCGUAGAAUGUACGGGCUCUUAUCCCCGGGCGGGGUUCUGAUCUGCUUGGAGUUCCCCCUCUACAAGGACUUGACUCUACCGGGACCUCCGUGGGGCCUGAAGGGCGUCUAUUGGGAGCUGUUGGCGGCUGGGCGAGAUGGCAUCAUCGACAAGCCAGGCGAGGAAGCCAAUACGGACGGCCCGUUUCAAAGAGUUCUCUACUUCAAGCCGCCCAUAUCCUAUGAGAAUGGCAAGGGGACCGACAUGGUUAGCGUUUGGUCCCCAUUACCGUGGCAGUUUCCUGAUAGCACAGAUGGGUGA
Messenger RNA from Fusarium falciforme, 828 nucleotides. RefSeq lists its product as hypothetical. The record is from RefSeq and is a predicted model, not a curated record. The transcript has 4 exons. Bases 1 to 828 code for a protein of 275 amino acids. Gene Ontology annotation, molecular function: S-adenosylmethionine-dependent methyltransferase activity. Lineage: Eukaryota; Fungi; Ascomycota; Sordariomycetes; Hypocreales; Nectriaceae.